Messenger RNA from Acanthosepion pharaonis, 501 nucleotides. Lineage: Eukaryota; Metazoa; Mollusca; Cephalopoda; Sepiida; Sepiidae. The record is from the annotation of a GenBank genome assembly.
AUGUUUUCUUUCUUUCUUUCUUUCUUCUCUUUUUCUUUCUUUCUUUCUUUCUUUCUUUCUUUCUUUUUCUUUCUUUCCAUUCACUCCUUCCAGGAUUUCCAUAUUCUUUCUUUCUUUCUUUUUUUCUUUCUUUCCAUUCAUAUCCUUCCAGUCAUUCUUUCUUACUUUCCUUCCUUCCUUCACUCAAUUCAUAUCCUUUCCGUCAUGCUUUCUUUCUUUCUUUCUUUCUUUCUUUCUUUCUUUCUUUCUUUCUUUCUUUCUUUCAUAUCUUCUGUUUUUCUUUUUAUGUUAAUGUCUUUUGUUUUUCUUUUUAUGUUUGAUUUUUCUGUUUUCUUUCUUUCUUUCUUUCUUUCUUUCUUUCUUUCUUUCUUUCUUUCUUUCUUUCUUCAAUAUCUUUUGUUUUUCUUUUUAUGUUGUCUGAUUUUUCUGUUUUCUUUCUUUCUGUCUGUCUUUCUUUCUUUCUUUCUUUUUCUUUCUUUCUUUCUUCAUGAUUUUUCUUAA